Messenger RNA from Echinostoma caproni, 1281 nucleotides. The record is from the annotation of a GenBank genome assembly. Lineage: Eukaryota; Metazoa; Platyhelminthes; Trematoda; Plagiorchiida; Echinostomatidae.
AUGGAAUAUCCUAAGAAGUGGUCGUACUUUACCGAAUACUUUGAUGACGUUCUCGGACCCCCAGCGAGUUACAUUUGUCGUUCUCUGUUUAGUGCAAUAAUUGGCUCUACUCGGAUCAUCGAAAGUGAAGAAUUCCAACCAGAUACUAGUCGAUUCUACGCCUUCACUGAUGUCGUGCCCGACACUCUGGCUCAAGGUUUUAUUUUAAGUCCGACCAAUCCUUACCGAUUUUUUAUCACAAGCUUCAGUCGGGUAUCCAUGUCGGACGCAGUGGAACAAUAUGAAGCUGCGCAUGCCCUAUGCAGUAAGGGCUCGGAUCCAAUACUAGAGGAACAAGCCAAAGCAUGGAGCCGACUUUGGCACACCGGUGGAGUAUGCUUACUUCCGGCCCCUUCUCCGGGCGAUAAUCCCACAGAAAAAUGUUCACCACACAAUCGUCUCCCGUUAAUCAUCAAUGCCUCACAGUACAGUUUACUCACUUGUUUGCCGACACAUUUGUCCGGUUGGAUUGAUCAUUGCGGAUUCUUUGGUCUCUGUCCGACUGGGCUCGCGCGAGGUAACGAGGAAGACGAUUACCUGGGGCACGUAUUUUGGGAUAUGGAGAUCUGGAUGUUACCGUGGAUUAAUCUCUUUCACCCGACACAAUGUCGUUUGGCACUCGAUUAUCGGUAUUUCAUGUUACCGGCAGCGCGAUACCUGGCAGUACUCGAUGACCUUGAAGGAGCCCGAUAUCCGUGGGAAUCAGCUUUCACAGGCGUUGAAACUACACCGUGGAAGUUAGCCGCGGAUAAUCAAAUACACAACGUAGGAGCGGUUUCUUUCUCCGUCCAACAGUGGCUUCUUUCUAAUUUACCGGAUUCCAACUGCUUUGAUCAUCUGUCCGCGGGGAGUAACGACUCUGCUGCCAGUUCAGACUCGGUGGACUCUCAAACAUCCGGAUCCGAAUCGGAUAAACGUUGGUUUGUUGAACGUGGUUCAAUCCUGUUAGAGGAUGUAGCCCAAUUUUGGAAUUCACGAAUGCAGUUCAGCGAGGAGAAAAAAGCAUUCGUUAUACUCGAUGUGAUGCCACCGGAUGAAUACACCCAUAGUUGUCGGAACUCAGCCUACACGAAUGCGAUCGCCUCUUUGGCUCUUGCUGCACCAGCCACGUUUGCGCGUCGUCAACGCCAACACGUCAAACAAGAGUAUUUAGAUUGGGAGACUCGAGCUUCACAGUUGUGGAUGCCGCGGGAUCAUACACAUCAGUUGAUGCUAGAACAUGAAGAUUAUACUCUGGGUUAG